AUCAGACAAAAAAUGCCCAAUGGCUGCUUUACUACAUGAUAAUUGUUAAGUGGGUUGGAUUGCCGAAUGGGUUCCGGAAGUAAUUGUCACUCAUAGUUUGUCCCUACAUAUUCAAUGAGCUACAGGAUUUGAAGCUAGAAAAUUCAAGGUCUAUCUGCCCUUCAGCAUUGUAUCUAAUCUAAUGUUCUUGAUAUUUGAUAAGAUUUUCUGUGUUUCAAUGGAAAAUCCGUGCCAUUACCUUGGCAUCAUAUUCUUCAUUUUUCUCACCAUCAAGCUUUUAACUCAUAGAAAGCAAAAUUUACCUCCAAGCCCCUUUUCUCUGCCAAUCAUUGGCCACCUUCACCUCAUCAGAAACCCGCUCUACCAGUCAUUGGCAACCUUGUUAUCAAAGUAUGGCCCUAUUUUAUAUCUCAAAGUAGGUUGCAAGCGUAUCCUUGUUAUGUGUUCUCCUUCUGCUGUCGAAGAAUGCUUCACCAAGAAUGAUAUAAUAUUUGCAAAUCGGCCUCCGACUAUGGCUGGGGAUAUUUUAACGUAUAACUACAUUAGUUACGUGUGGGCUCCUUACGGACCGCUUUGGCGGAACCUUCGCCGUCUCAGCGUUGUUGAAAUUUUCUCUUCAAACAGCGUUCAGAAGUUUUCUUCCAUACGUGAAGAAGAAGUUGGCAACUUUAUGCGUCGCUUGUUUGAAGUCUCAGCAGCUAAUGGCAGCCAAAAGGUGGACUUGAAGUACUUGUUCUGUCUUCUGACUACGAAUGUCAUGUUGAGGGUGGUAGCGGGAAAGCGUGGUGUUGAGGACGCUAAGGACAUGGAGGCAGAAAAGAUAUUCUUCCGGGAAUUUAAGAAUAUAUUUUUUCCGAGCUUGGGAACCAACAUUUGUGAUUUCUUCCCAGUUUUGAGGUGGAUUGGUUUCCAAGGGAUUGAAAAGAAUUUGAAAGAAUUGCAAAGGAGGAGAGAUGCAUACAUUCAGAAUUUAGUAGAUGGAAUUAGAUUGAAGAAGACUAGUUGUUCUGUUGACGUUCCUGUGAUAAAGGAAGAGGGAAAGAAGAAUCCUUCGCUGGUCGAAAAGCUUCUGUCUAUUCAAGAAGAAGAUCCCAAAUUCUGUUCCAAUGAAGUCAUCAAGAGCAUGGUAUUGAUGAUGUUCAUUGCAGGAACUGAAACAACAGCGGUUACAAUGGAAUGGGCAAUGGCACUCCUAUUGAAUCACCCAGAGGCUUUGCAGAAGGUGAGAGCAGAGAUCGUUAGCCAUGUUGGACAUGAGCGGCUGCUAAAUGACUCGGAUCUUGCCAAGCUUCCUUAUCUUCGUUGCGUUGUAAAUGAGACACUCAGGUUAUAUCCCCCAGCACCAGUUUUGUUGCCUCAUUGUUCAUCUGAAGAUUGCAUGGUUGGUGGUUAUGAGAUACCUAAAGGCACAACGCUGUCGGUCAAUGUUUGGGCCAUCCAUAGGGAUCCAAGUAUAUGGAAGGAGCCUACCAAGUUCAAGCCUGAGAGAUUUGAGAGAUCUUUCGAAGAGAAAGGAGUGGAAUUUCUUCCAUUUGGACUUGGAAGGAGAGCUUGUCCAGGCGCUACCAUGGGCUUGCGGUUAGUUUUGUUGGCACUAGGUGCAGCUAUACAAUGCUUUGAAUGGGAAAAGUUAGGGUCGGACAAGGUGGAUAUGACCCCAGGUACUACUGGAUUAGCUCUGUCAAAGGCUAGGCCAUUGGAGGCUCUGUGUUGUCCACGGCCUGAUUUGAUUAAACUUCUUUCCCAAUUUUAAAGUUUAGAGUUUCCAAAGAGUUUGAGAUUGUAACUAUAAGUAAGGGCUGUAGGGCUUGGCCUUCAUUAAUGAAAUAAGGUAGUGCGACUGCUAUAUAAUGAUUGCUGUUUGUUACUACUAUUUUUUU
Molecule: messenger RNA, 1880 nt
Organism: Durio zibethinus
Lineage: Eukaryota; Viridiplantae; Streptophyta; Magnoliopsida; Malvales; Malvaceae
Product: cytochrome P450 81C13-like
Molecular function (GO): iron ion binding; monooxygenase activity; heme binding
Source: RefSeq, a predicted model, not a curated record